This is a messenger RNA of Spodoptera litura, 3708 nucleotides long. Its product is annotated as spermatogenesis-associated protein 20. Gene Ontology annotation, biological process: carbohydrate metabolic process. NCBI's taxonomy places the organism in Eukaryota, Metazoa, Arthropoda, Insecta, Lepidoptera, Noctuidae. The record is from RefSeq and is a predicted model, not a curated record.
AUUUGGUUUCGUCGUGGAAAGCGUAGUGCAGUGAAAAGAAAAUUAUGUAAGAAAAACAAAAAUAAACCGAAAUUCCAUGUUGUGAAUGCAAUUUAUUGUAAAACGUUAUAUUAUUAUGCCUACUGGGCGUGCUGUCCUGCUGUUGCGGCGUCUUUCGACGGGUGAUAAUAGGUUCAAAAGUCUUAAUUUGAAUCAAAAUAGUACGAAGGAGCCGUUGGUUGGAAACCCGGUGUGCACUCACCGAGAUUUAGUCUUACCAAAAAGGUUGUCAACAUUUGGACCAAAUAAUAUUGCUGUCCCACAACUAACAAGGAGUUUCAGUGACAAUAAGAUCAUUAUGGCAUCAUCUAAUGCGGAUAUGCCACCUACUGAACAACCAAAGUAUACUAAUCGCUUAAUUUCGGAGAAAUCUCCCUAUCUCCUGCAACAUGCUCAUAAUCCUGUUCAAUGGUACCCAUGGUGCCAGGAGGCUAUUGAUAAAGCCAAAAAAGAAAACAAGCUUAUAUUCCUAUCUGUAGGAUAUUCUACUUGCCACUGGUGCCAUGUUAUGGAGAAAGAAUCUUUUGAAAAUGAAGAUGUAGCAAAGGUAAUGAAUGAGCACUUCAUUAACAUUAAAGUAGAUCGUGAAGAAAGACCUGAUAUUGAUCGUGUCUACAUGUUGUUCAUACUGGCGACGAGCGGCGGCGGUGGGUGGCCGAUGUCUGUCUUCCUUACUCCAGAUUUACGGCCCGUCACUGGCGGCACUUACUUCCCUCCUGAAGACCGAUGGGGAAGGCCAGGCUUCAAAACAAUUCUUCUAUCAUUGGCCAAUAAAUGGAAAGAAAAUCAGGAACAAUUCAUGGAAGCUAGCGUCAACAUCAUGCAAGCACUGCAAAAAAUAUCUUUAGUAGACUCUGAAAGUUCUAAUAACUCUAUUCCUGGAGAGGCAACUUGGGAAAAGUGUGUUCGCAGGUACAUCAAUAAUUAUUAUGAACCAGAAUUCGGCGGAUUUGGAUCAGCACCGAAAUUUCCACAAGCUUCCAUUUUCAAUUUUUUGUUCCAUUAUUAUGCACGUGACAAAAACAAUGCUGAGGGUAAAAAAUGCUUGGAUAUGUGCUUGCACACUUUAACUAAAAUUGCAAAGGGUGGCAUUCACGACCACAUAUCUAGUGGUUUUGCCAGAUACUCUGUUGAUAAUGAUUGGCACGUGCCUCACUUCGAAAAAAUGCUUUAUGAUCAGGCGCAGCUGACGGUUGCUUACACAGAUGCGUACCUCGCGACAAAAGAUGAUUUUUUCGCUGAUGUUGUCCGAGAUAUCAUAAAAUAUGUAAACAGAGAUCUGCGACACCCGUCAGGUGGGUAUUACAGUGCUGAAGAUGCUGACUCUUAUCCUGAAGUAGGAGCCCCUCAUAAGAAAGAAGGAGCAUUUUGCACUUGGCAGUAUAAGGAACUGAAAUCUCUUCUCGAACAUAAGAAAGUGAAUGCUUCACUUUCUUAUUUAGAUGUAUUUUGCGACUACUUUAGUGUAGAAGCUGAUGGAAAUGUUUCUCCUGGAAGUGAUCCUCAUGGUGAACUUACCAAUCAGAAUGUAUUAAUUAUUUACGGCAGUAAGCAAGAGACAGCAGAGAAGUUUAAACUGUCAAUGGAGCAGUUCGAUCAAGUUAUAACUGAUUGUGUUCAGAUAUUGUACGAAGCACGUCAAAAGAGGCCCCGUCCGCAUUUAGACACAAAGAUAUUGUGUUCUUGGAAUGGUUUGAUGAUCUCUGGUUUAGCACAAGCUGGCCAGGGACUAGGAGAGAAACAAUUCGUGGAGGAUGCAAUCAAAACGGCAGAAUUCAUUCGACAACAUUUGUACGACGAGACGAAUCAAAUUUUAUUACAUUCUUGCUAUAGAGCCGAAGAUGGAACAAUCGCUCAAACUGAGGAACCAAUAAAGGGAUUCUUGGACGACUAUGCUUUCUUGAUUAAGGGUCUGUUGGAUUUAUAUGAAGCGUCAUUGGACUACCGUUGGCUGAAAUGGGCGCGCGACUUGCAACAGAAACAGAACGAGUUGUUCUGGGACCCUGUCAAUGGUGGUUACUACACCUGUUCUAUGGACGACGCCAGUGUGGUGUUACGGCUCAAAGAGGAUCAAGAUGGCGCUGAACCCUCAGGCAACAGCGUGGCCUGCCACAACUUGCAACGAUUAGCAGCAUACGCAGACAAGAGCGCGGCUCCCGAGGGCGGGGAUGGCGAGAGAGAGAUGGCCAUGAAACUGCUCAAAGCAUUCUCCAAGAGACUCAACGAUGCCCCCACUUCUCUGCCGGAAAUGAUGUCUGCCCUCAUGUUCUAUAACGACUCUCCUACUCAGGUGCUGAUAGCAGGCGGUUGCUCGGACCCGCGCACGUUGGAGUUGGUCCGCGUGGUGCGGUCGCGCCUGUUGCCGGGCCGCGUGCUGGCCGUCGCCGACCCGGCCGCUGAGUCCCCCGCCGGUAUGUCCGACAUACUGCUGAGCCGCAUCAGGUCUGUGGGUGACGUCCCGACGGCGUACGUGUGUCGUCGCUACGCGUGCUCUCUGCCCGUCACCGACGUCAAGCAGCUCGAGAACUUACUCGACGAGACGCCCGCCGCGCCAUCUCUUAACACUAAAUGAACUACAUGGAAAAUUAUUUUGUUUUGCAUAAUAUACCCAUUUGCCAUACUACUCAUCAACUAUGCAGUCAGUUCCUUUGCAAAAUAAUAUUUAAGCUCGACUAUUCGGGGCUCUCCGACCGAGAAAAAUCUCAACAACAUAUUAUUAUAAACUUACCCUACCCACCUACAUCUUCUAGAUAGAAAGUCACUCAUUAGAAUUUACUACGGGGCCCGAGCAUGUUUCAUCCAGUAACUGAGACCACCUAAUAGAAUGGGUAUAUUAUGAAAACAAAAUUCUAUGGAAAGCUUUAAAUCGGAAAGUGAUAAUACAAUGGAAUGAUUUUAGUUCUACUCUAUUUACUACUUACCAAGUCAUAAGUCAUUCUAAAAUUACAAUCUGAUGCUUAAUAAACCUAGUCAUCGUAACAACAUUCGAGGCAUUUGUCAUCGUUGUUGUUUGUUAGAACACGUUCGAAAUCUCAUGACAAUCUCUAGGUGUUUAGUAAUCUCAACUCAUACAUUCAACAUAUACAUAAGUACAAUUAUAUCUCGUUACUAACACUAUACCAGUAAGUAGUCUUAUGUCCACAACACACCAGACGUUGUUUUAAGUAUUUCUGUCGCCAUUUAAAUGGUGCAUGCGACUUAAAAUUUUGUAGUUUCAGUAUUCGAAUGUCUAAUUGUCUAUUAUAUAUCUUUGUACUGUUGCUAUGUAACUUGAUGUAGUAUUUGUAGCGUUUUAGAAUCUGUCGAUUAUAAUAUUUUCUAAAUUGUUGAACACUAAGAUAUAACGUCUCGAAAAAACAAUUGGCAAUGUUUAGUCUGAAGUAUGUGAUAGUGUAAUUUAUCAAAAAGUCGAAUACAAUUAGUUCGUUGAAUACAAUAUUGUGUAGGCUGCAAAAUCAUUUGUAACUAACUAGUUAGCUAGUUUUAGACUCUAAGAUAACUGUCAUAAAGUGUAUUUGAUAUAAUUUGUGUAGUUUCAAACGAUUGGUGAAGUAUUCAUUAUUAUUAUUUAUUGAUUGAAUAAAAUAUGUAUAGACCUUUAGAUGUCGCUAAAAGCAAAAUUUUUGUUGUAUUUGUGAUAUUUUUACGUAAUAAAUACUGUUACGAAAU